AUUUAGAUAGAUGACAAUCUUGUCAUGCGACUCAGUAACAUAUUCGCACCGAAUAGAUGUAGUUUAUAUAAAACAAAUCGAAACCUAGUUUUUAUUUAAAAUAAAAAUAAAAACGCAAAUAGGACAGUAGAAAUUAGUUUAAUCACGUCAAGUGCCAAACAAAAGUAGAUCAGUGAUUAUUAGUUUUUGUAUCAAUUGAUUUGAAUUUCAACAUCAUUAAUAAGCAGCGACAAAACAAAAAUAAAAAUGUCUUUUCAAUCGGCGAUGCCAAACCAACAAUUCCUUUGGGAUGUUUUCCAACGUGUUGACAAAGAUCGUAGCGGUUUUAUUUCAGCCGAUGAAUUACAACAAGCCCUUUCAAAUGGAACAUGGGACCCAUUCAACCCAGAAACUGUACGGAUGAUGAUUGGUAAGCCUUUUUUACAAAAAUUACGCCAAUUUUUUUUUGCAAGAAUUUUUCACACGUCAAAAGAUUGUAUAUUAAUCCAUUUUUUAAAAAAAAAAGGUAUGUUCGACCGAGAAAACAGAGGCGCGGUCAGCUUUCAAGAUUUUGGCGCCUUGUGGAAAUACGUAACAGAUUGGCAAAAUUGUUUCCGCUCAUUUGACACCGAUAACUCGGGAAAUAUUGACAAAAAUGAACUAAAAACUGCGCUCAGUUCAUUUGGUUAUCGUUUGUCAGACAAUUUGGUUGGAGUGCUUUUGAGAAAGUACGAUCGCUAUGGACGCGGAACAAUUCUAUUUGAUGAUUUUAUUCAAUGUUGCGUCACUCUCUACACUUUGACGGCUGCGUUUCGCCAACACGACACUGAUAUGGAUGGAGUAAUCACAAUUCAUUAUGAACAGUUUUUAAAUAUGGUUUUUCAAUUGAAGAUUUGAUUGAAAUGAAAAUAAAAAUGUUUUUUUUGGUGAAAUUACAAUCAACUCAAUUUAAAAGGCCAAAUAUACGUAUUCUAUCAAUAAAAAAACAAUAAAGUGCAAAUAUAAUCCAAUUUAAUUGGAACUCAUCCAGAAUUAAA
Contarinia nasturtii (swede midge) is the source of this 1016-nucleotide messenger RNA. Its product is annotated as programmed cell death protein 6. NCBI's taxonomy places the organism in Eukaryota, Metazoa, Arthropoda, Insecta, Diptera, Cecidomyiidae. Gene Ontology annotation, molecular function: calcium ion binding. The record is from RefSeq and is a predicted model, not a curated record. The transcript is spliced from 3 exons. Bases 247 to 876 code for a protein of 209 amino acids.